GUAAACACGACACGUAAAAUCGCGCUUGCAAUACAAAUGCGAGCCCUUGUGUCUUCCAGAGGCUAUUGUGGACAUAGCUUAGUAUCGGGAAGGCAAGCAUUGCAGUCGUGCGUCGGCGCAAGACCAACAAACGGAACCGGCCAUGAGGCAUCUGAUGCUCGCGCUUCUGGUAGGAGUGGGGCUGGCAGCCCUAGCUCAGUGCGCGCCGCCAGGGAAACCCAACCUGGGAUGGGGAGAGAGGACCUUCGCGAUCGUGGAAGUUAACCAGGCGGCCACGGCGUACAACCAGCUCGUGAAGCGUCAUGAUGCAGCCGACGUGUCGGUCACCUGGAACGUUUGGUCCGGCGACCCUGCCACUAAGUCCCGCGUCCUGCUCGACGGCAAGGAGUUCUGGUCCGGCACCGGCGGCGCCGCAGGCUCUGCGUCCUUCAAGGUCAAGAAGGGUGGCAGAUAUCAGAUGGUAGUCGAGCUCUGCAACAAUGAUGGAUGCAGCUCCAGUGAACCUACAGAGAUUGUCGUAGCCGACACUGAUGGUAGCCAUUUGCCACCACUCGACUACAACAUGGGAGAAAGGAACAAGCCCUUCAAACAGACUUCUGGAAAAGUUGUUGGCGCCUAUUUUGUUGAAUGGGGAGUAUAUCCGAGGAAGUUCCCAGUGGACCGCAUCCCAGUCCCGAACCUGACACAUUUGCUGUAUGGUUUCAUCCCAAUCUGCGGCGGUGACGGUAUCAACGACAGCUUGAAAGAAAUCGAGGGCAGUUUCCAGGCGCUUCAACGUUCUUGUAGCGGCCGCGAACCCUUCAAAGUAUCUAUCCAUGAUCCUUGGGCUGCUCUGCAAAAACCUCAGAAGGGUUUGACCUCAUGGAACGAGCCUUACAAAGGUAACUUUGGACAGCUGAUGUCUCUGAAACAGGCUAAACCUGACUUGAAAAUCCUUCCUUCUAUUGGUGGCUGGACUCUGGCUGAUCCUUUCUACUUCUUCGAUGACAAAGUGAAGAGAGACCGCUUUGUAGCUUCUGUUAAAGAGUUCCUGCUUACUUGGAAAUUCUUCGAUGGUGUUGACAUUGACUGGGAGUUUCCCGGCGGUAAAGGCGCUAACCCGCACCUUGGAGGUCCUAAGGAUGGAGAAACAUACGUCCUAUUGAUGAAGGAGCUUCGUGAAAUGUUGACUGAGCUCACCGCUGAAACUGGUAAGACUUAUGAACUUACUUCUGCAAUCAGUGCCGGUUGGGACAAGAUCCAAGUUGUCGACUACAGUGUCGCGCAGAAAUACAUGGACCACAUCUUCCUCAUGAGCUACGAUUUCAAAGGUGCGUGGUCUAAUGAUACCCUGGGACACCAGACUCCUUUGUAUGCGCCUGCUUGGAGGCCUAAGGAGACUUACACGACGGACUUCGGAACCAAAUUCCUCUUAGCUCAGGGAGUCAACCCUAAGAAGAUCGUCGUUGGUGUAGCGAUGUACGGGCGUGGGUGGACCGGCGUUCACGGAUACGAAGAUGGCAACCCAUUCACCGGCAAUGCUACUGGACCUGUGAAGGGGACCUGGCAAGACGGCGUAGUCGAUUAUAGAGAGAUCGCCAAUGAGAUCGCUGCAGGCAAGUGGGAAUACAAGUACGACAGCGUCGCGCAGGCACCUUACGUAUUCAGACAGUCCACUGGAGACCUCGUUACGUAUGACGACGCAAGAUCUGUUAUUGCGAAGGGCAAGUACGUUAGGAAUAAUAAGCUAGGUGGUUUAUUCGCUUGGGAAAUUGACGCUGAUAACGGCGACCUCUUGAAUGCUAUGAAUAUGGGUCUUGGGAAUAGUGGCGCGUGACGGACUAUCGACUGCUUAAUUGUAAUUGUGAUCGUAAUUAUAAGCCGUAGUAUUAGUGAAAAGGUCUCAAAUUGUAAAAAGAGUAAUUCUAUGAAUGUAAUGGUACCAAUAGUACGUGUUUCAAUAUAGAGUUGUGAAAAGUU
Pectinophora gossypiella (pink bollworm) is the source of this 1959-nucleotide messenger RNA. It is a transcript of the gene Chi-h, whose product is annotated as chitinase A-like. The coding region runs from base 143 to 1816 and encodes 557 amino acids. The transcript has 2 exons. Gene Ontology annotation, biological process: chitin catabolic process; carbohydrate metabolic process. Gene Ontology annotation, molecular function: chitinase activity; chitin binding. NCBI's taxonomy places the organism in Eukaryota, Metazoa, Arthropoda, Insecta, Lepidoptera, Gelechiidae. The record is from RefSeq and is a predicted model, not a curated record.